Molecule: messenger RNA, 1785 nt
Organism: Anoplophora glabripennis (Asian longhorned beetle)
Lineage: Eukaryota; Metazoa; Arthropoda; Insecta; Coleoptera; Cerambycidae
Product: cytochrome b5-related protein
Exons: 6
Coding region: 112-1515 (467 amino acids)
Biological process (GO): lipid metabolic process
Cellular component (GO): mitochondrion
Molecular function (GO): heme binding
Source: RefSeq, a predicted model, not a curated record
UUAUAAACAUUGCUAACUCUGUUUAUUGUGUUUAUUUGUCAUGUUCUAGUUAGCCUGUAUAUGUAGACAAAGUUGCCUCCAACAUAUAUCGUAAUUUAUAAUGAAAAGACCAUGGGCAGUUUUUUGGACCAAAAGUUUAUCCAAUCAGCGAAAAAUUAUUUGUCGAAGCAACUGUUUCCACCGAACCAUAAAUCUCGGUCAGAAAUGAACAAAUUGUCCAGUCUUGGAAUAAAAUAUCCAACUCUAAGGGACCAUCCCCUCCACAGUGCCCUAACCUGGUUGAACGGGAAAAGGGCUGACGAUGGAGCCGAGGGAUUUUGGAGGAUCCACGAUUGUUUGUAUGACUUUACUGAAUUCAUUAACAUGCAUCCUGGAGGGAAGGACUGGUUAAAAUUAACCAAGGGAACAGACAUCACAGAGGCCUUCGAAUCCCAUCACGUCUCCCCCGCCCCACAAAAAAUGCUGGCAAGGUUCUUCGUGGCCAAGGCAAGGCAACCUAGAAACUCACCAUUCACCUUCGAAGAAGACGGUUUCUACAGGACCCUCAAGAAGAACGUCUACGAGAAGUUGUCUACUUUACCGAAAAAUCCAGUACAUAGAUCUAAGUAUAUCACAGACUGUUUGUUUGCUUCUUACAUCGUAUCGGCCUUGUUGUCGGUGUACUUGAAAAGUCUUUUGGUAGGGACAGUGGCUGGGUUGAUGCUUAGUAUGGCCGCUAUAGCGGCUCAUAACUUUUUUCACCAAAAGGACAGCUUUAGGAUGUAUUAUUUUGACUUUACCAUGAUGCUGUCCAGGGACUGGCGGAUAAGUCACGCCCUGAGUCACCACCUGUAUACAAACACCGUGAACGACUUGGAGAUCUCCUUCGCGGAGCCAUUUCUACGAUACUUGCCCACGAAAAAAAAUUUCGUCGUACGAUAUUUGUCCUGGGUCUACUCGCCUGUCAUUUUUGCCCUGCUCUUCCCAGCCAGUUUUACGAAAACUUUGUUACAAAUGGUGUUUGUAGGACAGGAAUUCACAUGGCCAAUAAUUUUACCUUUAACUGUGCCCGUCCUAAUGUUGCUGGUAACAGGAGAGUCGGCAGCAUUUUGUGGCACCAUGUUUUUCUGGAUCAUCACAGUCGGUGGUCUACAUUUCGGAUUAGUAGGAAUAAAUGCGGGUCAUCACCAUCCUGAUAGGUUCCACGACGGCGACAAAGCAAGGCCUAAAGAGGAACAAGACUGGGGUAUAUUCCAGUUAGACGCAGUUAUGGACAGGAAAGAUAUAACUGGUUCCCAUUUUCUCGUGCUUACCAAUUUUGGAGACCACGCCCUGCAUCAUUUGUUUCCCACGGUGGACCACGGCCUACUCGACUAUUUAUAUCCGGUGUUUUUGGAGACUUGUAAACAGUUCGGGACCGAGUGGAUUCUAUCCACGCAACUGGAGACGACGAAAGGGCAAUACAGACAGCUGGCCAAGGUCGAACCGAAAAGGUCUCCUCCCAAACCAGUUGGUAAAGGGAACAAACUGGAAUGAAAAACACGGGUUUUUCUAUGAAUUCACUAGUAGUUGGAUGGGAAAUUGUUUGAUGUUACUAUAUUUUAUUGAAAGAAAUGGAGGAGUUGAUUUUAUUUACAAUUAAAGUUUAAUUUUUCUAGUUUACUGGUUCUUAUUCUAAUUCUGCCCUUUUGUUGUUGUGAUUUUGUUUAAGGAAGCACUAAGUUCAUAUCUGUAUGUCUAUUUUAGAAAACAUUUUGGUGCUUAAUCAUUUUCGUGUAAUCUUAAAUAAAGUUCAAACAGUGCAUA